AUGGAGAGCUUCACCGUAAUACCAGUUUUGCUUCUCUGCAGCCUCAACUGGAUCUCUGUCUCAGGUUCUGAGUCUCAGAUCAUGGAGGUUCAGCCUGGUGAAGAAGUCACACUGACGUGCACCAACAUUUCCAGCGGUCCAGCUCAGACAGAGUGGUUCAGACUGAUCCACGGAACCAAGCCCAGCUGUAUCUCCUCUAUGUACAGGGCUGAUGACGAAGCUUCAUUGUGUGAUGGAUUCCAAAACCGAUUCAAAAUGAGCUCGAACAUCAAUACUGUCUUUCUUAAAAUCAAGCAAGUGAAUUUAUCUGACUGUGGACUGUAUUUCUGUGGAUUCUACAUUAACAAACACACAGUCAUAGCCAAGGCAACACAAUUAAACAUUCAAGGCAAUGGUGAAUCUGAUGGUGGAGUAGAUUCCAAGUCUGAAAAGGACUCUGAUGAAAAGACAAACCUAAUAAAUGUGAUCCUGGGCAGUCUGACUAUUCUCCUCACUAUAGUCGUCAUAUUUCUGGCUGUAAAAAACUGGAAACUUCAGAAAGCUGUGAGUGAAGAACAGCAGCCACAAAGAAACACGGUAAAUCCACCAUUAACUGAUAUAAACUGUGAUGUGGGCUCAGACGAACUGAACUACGCAGCUCUAAACUUCCAGGGAAAGCCAAAAAGAAGCAGCAGGCCUCCACCAAAGAGAGAGAUGGAGCCACAUGUUGUGUAUGCUGCCACCAGAUAGAUUCAGGAAACCAAUGGAAGUGCAGCUCAGAGUGAAACUCAUGCUUUAUCGUAUUAAUCUGCUGUAGGGGUUCAUGUGCAGGCUGUGUGUCAGGAGAUUCAGUGGCAAAAAAUACAUUUGAAUUAAAGUGUCUACAUUUUAUCGCUUGUUUCUUUCUGUCUGAGAGGAAAAACAGCAAAUGAUAUAUGUGAUAGGGGAGGAGUCCGGCAGGACAUCAAUGGCAGAAAUUGUCUGUGGUUCAACAACUGAGUGACAUACACAAACAGGAAGAGACAGCACAGUGUGGUCUGAGAAAAACUGAGGUGAAGAUCAUACUCCUCAUCACUUCCACAAACUCGCUGAACUACUUUACACUAUCUCACCAGCAGCUCAAAACCAAACAAAACAGAGAGGCCUGAUGCAACUGCUUCAUUUUUCAUUCGGCACAUACUCAGCCACAGUCUCCAGUUACAGUCUCAGCGAGGUUUGUAAAGUCGAGAGGUGUUCAUUGAAGUAGUUUCACUCAAAAGCAGGGAAAAACUGUUGACUGGUAUUAUCAUAAUCAAGAGCACAAACAGCAGCAUAAAAGACCAUUGAUAAAGGUAUACCAUGCAGGAUUUUCCCAAAAAAUGUAAAGACUUAAACAAAUAUAAUCCCAUGUUGUGUGAGAAGUGCAUUUGCACCUAUCUGUAUCCACGAGUGUCUUAACAAGAGGUGUGGUCAGCCUCAUAGUUGGCACAUUGCUAUUAUGAGGCAGGAAAAAGCAAUUGUGCCAUCGACAAACACAAUCCUGGUCUAAACUUAGAAUGGUGCAGUGUUUCCCUGCUGUUUAAAGUGUGGCUCAUUUGCAUAGUAAUAUCCUCCUAUAUAAACGUAUUCACAGCACGCGUGCACUCUGCUUGUUACACACACAGUGACACAUGGAUGGGUUGGGGUUGGGUGAAAUAAUCACAAAUGAGGAAAAUAAAAACAUUCUCUAAAAAGUGAACAUAGCAGAGAUCAGAGCAGAGCUGCAGAGCUACUGUCCGACUGCCCAUUAAGAGAGAUGCUGUGUGCAUUUAUGCACAAGGAGCAGCAUAACUUCAGAGAUUAUUUCGGAAGCUAAAGCUAUUAAGCAUGGAAGGGCGGAGAGGUGUGCUCUCUCUACCUUUUGCUGUAUGGCAUAGAGGUCCCAGGACAGAGCCAUACCGCCAAAAUGUCAUACUGUGAAUAGAAAUAAAGUUUGAUUUGACUAAAGUGGUCCUGACUGAACUGUAAACGGCUACAAAAACAAGUGGGUAUACCCCAUAUACUGUCCCUGCGAUACCUUCUUAAACUACUGAAGGUACAUCAUUAUCUUGUAGCUCUAUUUCUAUUGCACUUAGUUACAUUUAGUUAUUAUCAUUAGGUCAACUAUUACACCUCAGGCAAGCAUAAAAAACCUUUUGCAAUAUUUCCACUU
This is a messenger RNA of Plectropomus leopardus (leopard coralgrouper), 2149 nucleotides long. NCBI's taxonomy places the organism in Eukaryota, Metazoa, Chordata, Actinopteri, Perciformes, Serranidae. The record is from RefSeq and is a predicted model, not a curated record.